GACGGACAUUUCCAAAGAAGGGUCAGACGUGUGUGGUGCACUACACAGGAAUGUUACAGAAUGGAAAGAAGUUUGAUUCCUCUAGAGACAGAAACAAGCCUUUCAGGUUCAAGAUUGGCAGGCAAGAAGUCAUUAAAGGAUUUGAAGAAGGUGUUACACAGAUGAGCUUAGGACAAAGAGCAAAGUUGACCUGCACACCUGAGAUGGCCUAUGGAGCCACAGGCCACCCUGGGGUCAUCCCUCCCAAUGCUACACUCCUCUUUGAUGUGGAGCUUCUCAGGUUAGAGUGAACCUUCCAAUGGAGUUGGCUGGAGACAUCUGUUAAUAACCAUCCGUUCUUCCUUGCCUUGCCAGCGGUGGGAGAAAUCUUCACUGGAAUCCCAAACUUCCCUGCUCGAGCUGUCCUGUCAAUAGUGCCUGCCGCUUGGUUUCUUAUGCCUUCCACCUCUUUUUUAUCUGUGUGGUGUCCGUAUUUGCCUUUUAUUAGAAGCUUUGCUUUGAGGAAAAACCUCUGCCGGUGUUACCUUUUCAAGUUGUACAUUUUAUUUAAUUUGCAUGUACGAAGAAUUCACAGUGAUGAUUGAAAAUAUAUAUAAAUAUAAAUAUAUAUAUAUUCCUUAUUGAAAAACCACUGCCUUACUGUACACUUAAACCAAGAAAAAUAAAAACCACAAAAGGUGCUCAAAAAAGCAAAUCCAAUGUACACCUUGUACAUGAAUGGGCAUUAGCCAAACAGAGUUACCUGCGCUGCCACUUUUCUCAACUUGUACGUUCUGCUUGCUGCUGUUUUAAAAAAUACUGUCUCAUUUAAGAAUUGUAAGUAUAUAUAAAAAAACUCAAUAAAAUCUUGAUACUUUA
Messenger RNA from Acanthisitta chloris (rifleman), 858 nucleotides. It is a transcript of the gene FKBP1B, whose product is annotated as FK506 binding protein 1B, 12.6 kDa. The annotation marks the transcript as partial. Gene Ontology annotation, molecular function: peptidyl-prolyl cis-trans isomerase activity. The transcript is spliced from 3 exons. NCBI's taxonomy places the organism in Eukaryota, Metazoa, Chordata, Aves, Passeriformes, Acanthisittidae. The record is from RefSeq and is a predicted model, not a curated record. Gene Ontology annotation, cellular component: sarcoplasmic reticulum membrane. Gene Ontology annotation, biological process: regulation of cardiac muscle contraction by regulation of the release of sequestered calcium ion.